AUGGACCCCUCACAAGUCAAGAUCCCCCCUAUGAAAGACCUCACGGUCGACAACAUCACCGAGAACGUCAUCCGGAUCAAUUCCCUCUGCGAAGAUGAGCGCAUGAAAUACGUCCUCGAGCGUCUGGUUACGCAUCUCCAUGACUUUGCCCGGGAGACCCGACUCAGCUCCCAGGAAUGGAUGACCGGACUCAACUUCUUGAAGGAGGUGGGCCAGAUCUCCUCUGAUGUACGACAGGAAUUCAUCCUCCUCUCCGACGUCCUCGGCCUCUCCAUCCUCGUCGACUCAAUCGACCACCCCAAACCCCCCGGCUCAACCGAAGGCACCGUCCUCGGCCCCUUCCACACCCACGAAGCCGAAGAGAUCACCCAGGGCGGCCUGAUGUCCCACGAUCCCAAAGGCGAGCCGCUCCUCGUCGUCUGCACCAUCAAAGACACAAACGGCCACCCGCUCGAGGGCGUCAAGAUCGAUAUCUGGGAGACCGACUCAACGGGCCACUACGACGUGCAGUAUCCCGGCCGCGAGGGGCCAGACGGGCGCUGCAUCAUGCGCAGCGACAAGGACGGCGUGUUCUGGUUCAAUGCUAUCACGCCCGUGCCGUAUCCGAUUCCGCACGAUGGGCCGGUGGGUAAGCUGUUGAAGAAGCUGCACCGGCAUCCGUAUCGCCCCUCGCAUAUGCAUUUCAUGUUCGAGAAGGACGGCUAUGAUCAUUUGAUCACGGCUCUUUACCUCCGAAACGACCCCUACGAGACCUCCGACGCUGUCUUCGGCGUCAAGGACUCCCUCGUCGUGGAUAUCGGCAAGGCGGGCCCCGAAUACGCAAAGAAGUAUAACGUGCCCGAAGACCACGCCCUGCUCACCUACGAUUUUGUUCUUGUCACCGAUCACGAAACCGCUGAUCUGCGCGCAAAGAACUCCAAGGAGGCGCUGGAUAAAUUGGGCCGGAAGGUUCGCAUCGUCAAUGGGUUACCGGUGCCGGACCUGGAUUGA
This is a messenger RNA of Aspergillus thermomutatus, 990 nucleotides long. RefSeq names its product intradiol ring-cleavage dioxygenase. The record is from RefSeq and is a predicted model, not a curated record. The transcript is spliced from 3 exons. Gene Ontology annotation, molecular function: ferric iron binding; catechol 1,2-dioxygenase activity. NCBI's taxonomy places the organism in Eukaryota, Fungi, Ascomycota, Eurotiomycetes, Eurotiales, Aspergillaceae. Bases 1 to 990 code for a protein of 329 amino acids. Gene Ontology annotation, biological process: catechol-containing compound metabolic process.